Messenger RNA from Chrysochloris asiatica (Cape golden mole), 1404 nucleotides. RefSeq names its product dynactin 4 (p62) (gene DCTN4). Lineage: Eukaryota; Metazoa; Chordata; Mammalia; Afrosoricida; Chrysochloridae. Gene Ontology annotation, cellular component: dynactin complex. The transcript is spliced from 14 exons. Bases 1 to 1404 code for a protein of 467 amino acids. The record is from RefSeq and is a predicted model, not a curated record.
AUGGCGUCCUUGCUGCAAUCCGAGAGGGUUCUCUACCUAGUCCAGGGAGAAAAGAAGGUUCGGGCUCCGCUCUCACAGCUUUACUUCUGUCGCUAUUGUAGCGAGUUGCGGUCGCUGGAAUGUGUGUCUCACGAGGUGGAUUCUCAUUAUUGUCCCAGUUGCUUAGAAAAUAUGCCCUCGGCUGAAGCCAAACUGAAAAAGAAUAGAUGCGCCAACUGCUUUGACUGUCCUGGCUGCAUGCAUACUCUCUCCACCCGCGCAACAAGCAUCAGCACACAGCUCCCAGAUGACCCGUCCAAGACGACAAUGAAGAAAGCCUACUACCUGGCCUGUGGAUUUUGUCGCUGGACAUCUAGAGAUGUGGGCAUGGCUGACAAAUCUGUGGCUAGUGGCGGUUGGCAAGAACCUGAAAAUCCUCACACACAAAGGAUGAACAAACUUAUUGAAUAUUACCAGCAGCUUGCUCAGAAAGAGAAAGUUGAACGAGAUCGCAAGAAACUGGCACGACGUCGAAACUAUAUGCCUCUGGCUUUUUCGCAACACACUAUUCAUGUAGUGGACAAAUACGGUCUUGGAACCAGACUUCAACGACCACGAGCUGGUGCUUCCAUCAGUACCCUUGCUGGACUUUCCCUUAAAGAGGGAGAGGAUCAGAAAGAGAUCAAGAUUGAGCCAGCUCAGGCUCUAGAUGAAGUGGAGCCUCUACCUGAAGACUAUUAUACAAGACCAGUCAAUUUGACAGAGGUCACUACCCUUCAGCAGCGCCUCCUACAGCCGGACUUCCAACCAUUCUGUGCUUCACAGCUUUAUCCUCGCCACAAGCAUCUUCUGAUUAAACGGUCCCUACGCUGCCGAAAAUGUGAACAUAAUUUGAGCAAGCCAGAAUUUAAUCCAACAUCUAUCAAGUUCAAAAUCCAACUGGUUGCUGUCAACUAUAUCCCAGAAGUGAGGAUCAUGUCCAUUCCCAACCUUCGCUACAUGAAGGAGAGCCAGGUGCUCCUGACUCUAACAAAUCCAGUGGAGAACCUCACCCAUGUGACGUUGCUGGAGUGCGAGGAGGGGGACCCUGAUAAUAUCAAUAGCACUGCUAAAGUGGUGGUGCCUCCUAAGGAGCUCCUUUUAGCCGGCAAGGAUGCAGCAGCAGAAUAUGAUGAGCUGGCAGAACCCCAGGACUUUCAGGAUGACCCUGACAUUAUAGCCUUCAGAAAAGCCAACAAAGUGGGAAUUUUCAUCAAAGUUACCCCACAACGUGAGGAGGGCGAAGUAACCGUGUGCUUUAAGAUGAAACAUGAUUUCAAAAACCUGGCAGCACCCAUCCGCCCCACCGAAGAAACUGACCAGGGCACAGAGGUCAUCUGGCUCACUCAGCAUGUGGAACUCAGCCUGGGCCCACUUCUUCCUUAA